AUGCCGUCGUCUGUCUCGUCCGAUACUGAGAAACGGUCUUAUGCGAGCGUCCCGCUCUCCCCUCCUUCGUCAUCCAACGGCCGCAUUCCAGUCACCCCAGCAGUUCUCAGAAGCAUCUUUGCAUCCUCACGGACAGCCAUGGAAGAACGCUCCAUCUCCCGUAUAGCAUUCUUCAGAUUUGCUGGCUUUGUACUCAGCUGUAUCGGCAUCAGUCUUGCAGCAUGGCGUGGCCGUGGCGUAAGGGCAGGGGCAGGCAUCCUAGGCGUUGUCUGA
Fomitiporia mediterranea MF3/22 is the source of this 273-nucleotide messenger RNA. RefSeq lists its product as uncharacterized. The coding region runs from base 1 to 273 and encodes 90 amino acids. The transcript is spliced from 2 exons. Gene Ontology annotation, biological process: outer mitochondrial membrane organization. NCBI's taxonomy places the organism in Eukaryota, Fungi, Basidiomycota, Agaricomycetes, Hymenochaetales, Hymenochaetaceae. The record is from RefSeq and is a predicted model, not a curated record.